AUGGUUGCCCUUAGGCAUUGCAUGAUUAUGACCAAACAGAAUUUGCACAUGAACAAUAGAGAUGAACAUAAUAAUUAUGAAUUAUAUGUUUAGGUGGAAGCCUUAAAGAAAGCUGCAUCAAGCAAUCCUGUUGGGAGAUGGUGGAUAAAGGCAGAUGCAUGUGAUGUCCGCAAAGGUUUGAGAGAAAGUGUUUGUGGAAUGUGGGCAGGAGAUGAAGACCUUGGAGAUGGUUAUCUGCAGGACUUGUAUAACAAAUACAAGGAUGAUUGCUCUUGUGUGAAGAAGAUAACUCCAAAAUCAACAUCACAAUUGAGUGUUGAGAAAUUUCAAGAACUACAGCAAAUGCUUAAAAGUUAUUUGGAAUUCCUUACAACUGGAGAAUCUCGAGCGAGAGUUGCCUAUGAAAAAGUAUUGAAAGCAUCACGACCAUCUGACAAUGUAAUGAUCGAACUUUCAUGGGAGCUUAUCGGUUAUGAAGAGCUUUUAAAGCAGAAUAAUGAGCUAAUUCAAGAAAUAACAUGCAUUGUCAACAGAUUUGAAUGUGGCCAGCAACAAGUAGUUAAAUCAUGUAUUGUCAAAUUGGAACCAAAGUUGUUUAAUUAUGUCAAGCAGGUCUAUAUGAAGAAACGCAAUGCUGCUACCCACCUUAUGAUAUUUAUGAUAUCUGAUGAGUUAAGAAAUACCAAACCCUAUGCAGUGCCUGUGAGAUUUCUGCCAUACCACUCAAUUACUGAUGCCAAACUACGUGAACUUCAGUCACAGAUUGAGGAUGCAAUGGUAGCUGUAAACAUGGUAACUGUCGGUAAACAUAUGAAAACAUAUUUUGCAUUGUUCUAUUAGUUCUAGGUGCAAACUCCUACUGUAACUAACCCAUCAAGUUGCAUUGUGCGGACAAUUUUACUCUUCAAGGGGAGCGAGAGAGCGCUGGCACUGUUUGAGUUAAUAAUCCAAUUUUGUCUGAAUGUUUAGUCUAAUGAAAUAGCCCAUUGCAUUCGUAAAUGAUGGUGUUAUUUUAUGUUAUUCUUAUGUUAUUAAAAAUAUAUAUUCUAGGUUUUACCACUGAUGGCGAAUUCAACUCACUGCGAACAAAAGGAAAAACACGCCCAAUAUCAGUGGUCGAAAUCAUAAUGAUGGUGAAGAGGGAAGCUAAGAGCAUUAAUUUGAACACUUUAACCAAGAUAUUUACCAUGGAUGAGAGAGGUACAGUAUGUGCAUGCUGUUAAGACAUGUUGCUAUCUGUUAAGACAUGUUGCUGUUAAGAGAUUUUCCUUCACUUGCUUGGUACUGAAUUGCUUAUCAACUGCAUCGCUCAUCGCAAAAAUCGUAGUUAUUCUAUAAGUGAAUCUUUCGAUUGAUUAACAAAGAAGGAAAUGUAGAGGUGACAUUUGUAUAAACAUAUAUUUUUUGUUAGGAAAAUCUAUUAACCCACAUGCUGCUGUUCAGUUAGAAGAUGUUGUCCUUGUCCAUGAAUUGAUGUCCAAAAGAUCGAGAAGAACCCCUGUCAUUGCGUAGUGCCCUCUUGCUCCUAAGAAGAAAAUUAUUUCCAUUCUGUUAUGACCCAAGCCCUUGGAUCAAAGGUAAAUCAUACAAAGUUUUACGUUACAGGUCCAUCAAAUAGUAUAUUUCAGCAUGUCCCUGCAUUUGGCAGAUAAUUGAAAAAUUCUGCCGAUAUUCAGUCAAUCUACAUGCUGAAUACAAAUUGUACAAGUCAAAAAUUGAAACAACAAAACAUUUUUUGAAAAAGUAAUGACACUAUAUUUACACAAGAAAAGCCUAGGUGGUCUGUCUCUAAUUUAUAGUUAGGUUUUGUGAUAAAAUACAGUAAAAUACACGCCCUCAUCAGUUUGGAUAUGCCCUAGUCUCGUGUACAGAUUUCACUAUGUACAGCUUCUUCCAGACUUGUUUAAAAAAUGCAACUAAAUAUAUUUAAUACUUAUUGACAUUCAAUUGAUGUUAUUUAACAGGAAGAGAAGAGACAACUGGAUAGGUACUAAAGUCGUUAAUUGCGAUUUAUCUGUACAGAUCACGAUUGCAAGAGUUUAGGGAUAACCCAGAUGAUCCUGCAGAUUUUUAUCAUAAUCUUUAUCAGCCGGAAAAAGAUGUCCGUACAAAUGAAUAUGUUCACCACCGAGAAGACCAUAAUCACCUGUUAAAAAGAGUUAUCUUGUGUCUCCGGGAAGGGCAUAUUCCCAAUUUCGACUUGCAAUCUCUUUGAGAUGCUCUCCACGACCCUAAUACUGGUUUGACAUACGAAUCUCUCACUGGUAAGAAUAAACAAUCUGUGCCGGAUUGUGAGCGUGUCAUUUCUCUUGGGGUGAUAGAGUUUUUAGAAAAGAAUAAGUAUGUCAAUGAAGCAAAAAUCUUGUCAAUUAUCCACAACUGGCACAAAGCUGUAGACGGGCGAGGGUUAAGCGAAGAUCUACGUUCCAAGUACUUGUGUGAAAUGAAAGAUUGGAUCCUUGAUGACUGGAUGCCGUGGGACAAGACAGAAAGGAACUAUUCUCUAAUUGAUGUUAAUAGGUAAAUAUUGGCAAGAGACUUUUCUUCGCAAGUAAUAUUUCAAAUUGCGGUAAUUUGUGGUGGCCUUCCCUAGUCUUUAUAGUCUUUAUAGAUUGAAAAUAAUAACUGUAAAGGAAUUACAUCAUAUGAACAGAGGGCUCAUAGCCAACGAGAAUAGAUCUUGUAAAUAGUUAAUUUGACAGUGCACAAUUCAGCUUGUUUGUUCAUACUAUCAAAUUCUAAUGUUCUAGGUGUAUUGAAUGGAUGAGGACAUUCUUGUACCAAGAUCAACUCAAAACAUUUGAUUUAUUUGAAGGUACUAAAUAAGUUUUUUGUUUGACUUACAUGAAUAUAGAUCCAUCAAGGGAAUUUGUGGCUUCACACGAGAGCUUAUUGUUGGUCUCAUUGCCAAUUUGGAGAGUCGAGAAAUACGAAGACGAGAAUAUCUUAAGAGAAGUUUACCUCCUGAGCACCCACGAGCGUCCUCUAGUGAUGAUGUCGAAGGAUUUGUUGCACUCCUGCACGAGAUGUUUGGCCUGAUUUUUGACCUCAAACAGUUUUAUCAAGAAUCAACAAAGAUAUUGAAUGAGUUUGGAAAGAGAAUUGAUCCUAACCUGGCAUUCUAUUACUGGACUGGUGUUAAAGAGCGCUACAGAGAUUUUGCCUUGCCCUCAUUCAACUGCCCUACUGGUCUUGGCGUAGUGGAAAGGCUGGAUGGAGUUAAAUUGUCUAGGAGGGGCGACCCUGGUGUCUUUGUAUCCAAUCGAGCUUCGCUUCCACAACGAGGACAACUAACAGCAAGGGCUCAUUUCCACAAAACUCCUGUAGCCUUACCACCUUCCCAGGUGUGA
This is a messenger RNA of Paramuricea clavata, 3350 nucleotides long. Lineage: Eukaryota; Metazoa; Cnidaria; Anthozoa; Malacalcyonacea; Plexauridae. The record is from the annotation of a GenBank genome assembly.